This is a messenger RNA of Anopheles moucheti, 996 nucleotides long. RefSeq names its product neurogenic differentiation factor 2-like. Gene Ontology annotation, molecular function: protein dimerization activity. The record is from RefSeq and is a predicted model, not a curated record. NCBI's taxonomy places the organism in Eukaryota, Metazoa, Arthropoda, Insecta, Diptera, Culicidae. The transcript has 2 exons. The coding region runs from base 1 to 690 and encodes 229 amino acids.
AUGAGCCCUUACGCUACGUCCCCCAGUGGAGAACGUGAACGCCGACGAAGAAAGCCCUCCGGUGGGGGAAUACUAUCCUUGGUAAAGCGCAAAAAGGCGAACCUUCGUGAACGGAACCGCAUGCACGGGUUAAACGAUGCGCUCGAUCGUUUGCGGAUGUGCAUUCCACUUCCGGCGAGUGUGACAACCGCUUCGGUACGGUUGCACGUCAACGGAGACCCCGGGGGACCAGCUGUAACGCCACAGAAACUUUCCAAAAUCGAUACACUACGAUUGGCACAAAACUACAUCCUGGUGCUGCUGGAAGUGUUGUACACUGGACGUGGCUUUAGGUACGAGCGCUUGGUAGCCACACUGGCUAGCCGUUUGAGCCAAAACACGGCCAAUCUGCUCCGGACGAAACUUUCGCUGGAUCAACCACUUCAGACAGGCUUAUUGGAGGGGUGCGACGAACGUCGGGAAGGUUUCUGCCCCAAUUCUUCGGAUAAUCAACCGCAGCUUCCGUACUGUCUGUGUUCUUCACACGACACGCCAUGGACUAAUGGGGACCCAUCCUACAGGAGACGCAACAAUCACCAAUGGGCAGCCAAUGGUUACGGUUGUACCUUUUGCGGCUACGCCGACGAUGACACACAGCAGCCGGGCCGCUACUCGCCAAGACUUUCCCGUGACGAAUUGUUUGACUUCUGAUGGCUUUCUUAGCUUUUCGUGUCUCCGAAGAAGGAAACACCUUUCCAUUGACCAUUACAACAAGCAAACGUUUUCUGUCCUCCGGCUCUUCCAACAUACACACAUUUAAGCAUCUGCGAGAAGCGCUCGAUCCUACCACGAAACUAAACGCUAUCAUCAGCCAGCUAUCAACAAACUAUCCACAAUGCGCGAUGAUGCAUUGUUGCAAAAACAAAACAACGUAUGAGAGUAUUCGGUUUUACUAUCACAUUACCCUUCUCGUGGAGUUGCACCAAAAACAGUCGCUUGUGCUCCUUCGGCUUUGUG